AUGAAGUUUAACAUUGCUGCCGGCUUUAUUGCCGCCCUUUGCCUGGCUCCCAAUGCCGUUGCCUGGGAACUGCCCGGACGUCAGGACGCUACUCCUACUCCCCAGGCCCCUUCUGGCUCUGAGCCGACUGGUUCUUUCCCGUCCGGUGGAUUUAGUGGCCAUGGCGGUGGAUUCGGAGGUCACGGUGGUGGAUUUGGAGGUCAUGGCUCUGGUGGACACCAUUCUGGUCGUCCAGGUCCCCGUCCUUCUGGCACUCCUCCCUCUGGUUCAUCCCCCUCUGGUCGCCCUCAGCCAUCUGGCAGCUUUGGCGGCCAGGGCUCUGGUAACCAGGGUUCUGGCGUUUCCGGCGGUUCAUUCCCCUCUGGUGGAGCUCAACCAUCCGGCACUGUUGGUGGCUCGUUCCCCUCCGGUGAAGCUCAGCCCUCCGGCACUUUUGAUGACUCGAACUCUGAUUUGGCUGUUCGUGCAUUCCCAUCUGGAGAUGCCCAGCCAUCUGGUACUACUGGCGGUUCUGGUUCUGCUCCCUCCGGUGGCGCAUUCCCAUCCGGUGGUGCUCAGCCAUCUGGUACUACUGGUGGUUCGUUCCCGUCUGGUGGUGCUAAGCCUUCUGGCACCGUUGGCGGCUCAUUCCCAUCUGGCGGUGCCCAGCCCUCGGGUGCCACUGGUGGCUCUGGUUCUGGCAGCGGAUUUGGCGGCAGCUCCAGCAGCGGUGCUAGCGGGUCAGUUCCAUCCGGUAGCCCCCAGGGUAGCAGCUCCCAGGGCGAAGGUGAUGACAAAGGCUCUUUCUCUUCCUCAUCCAAAGGUGAGAGUAAGGGCUCCUCUUCUUCUGAAGGCGAGGGCUCUUCUUUCGAGGGCGAAGGCGAGAGUUCUUCUCAGGGCGAGAAGGUUAAGCGUGUCCACGCUCGUCAGUUCCUCAACCUCUGGGCUUAG
Messenger RNA from Penicillium malachiteum, 930 nucleotides. RefSeq lists its product as uncharacterized. NCBI's taxonomy places the organism in Eukaryota, Fungi, Ascomycota, Eurotiomycetes, Eurotiales, Aspergillaceae. The coding region runs from base 1 to 930 and encodes 309 amino acids. The transcript is spliced from 2 exons. The record is from RefSeq and is a predicted model, not a curated record.